This is a messenger RNA of Scheffersomyces stipitis CBS 6054, 1202 nucleotides long. RefSeq names its product mitochondrial 54S ribosomal protein mL38 (gene MRPL35). The record is from RefSeq and is a predicted model, not a curated record. NCBI's taxonomy places the organism in Eukaryota, Fungi, Ascomycota, Pichiomycetes, Serinales, Debaryomycetaceae. Bases 1 to 1155 code for a protein of 384 amino acids. The transcript has a single exon.
AUGUUGCAAGCCAAAAGUGGGGUGAGAAUCGCCACCAGAAAUGUUGCUCUGUUUUCGAAAAGAUUCCAGAGCACUUCUUCUGGAAUUUGGACUGACUUUUCCAAAAGACUGGCUUCGUUAAAGUUGAACUCGCCAGAAGUCAAGCAAGGAUUGUUGCACAAGAUUAACCCUGAAGAGGGCCCAGCUUCUAUUUCGGACUACAACAGAAGAUUGGCAUAUCAUUCACCAGAAGACAUUGACGAGACUUUCAAACAGGCAUACGAGCUCUUGCAACAGGAAGCUGAAGUCAAGUACAAAGAAAUCGAAGGUUACAAGAAGAGGUUGGGUGAAGCCAAAAGCACUAAAGAAGUCGAAUUUUUGAAAAAGUCCAUCGACAAAUUGUUAGUCGAUGCCGAAGUUAAGAACCCUGAAGUCUUGUACAAUGUUGAGUAUACUGAUGUCGAGUUGCUCGACAAGUCUCAACCAGUCUACAGACACUUGUUGAAAGAAAAAUGGGAAGCAUACGACUUGAUGAUCACCAUGCAGAGAUUGGAACAACUCCACAUGAUUCCAGACACUUUGCCCACCUUGGAUCCUAAAGUCGACGUAAAAGUUAAGUUCCCUCAUAACGUCAAAGAAGAAUUCGCUGACUGGGUGGUACCAGGCACUGUCUUACCUGCCUUUGCUGUAUCUCAACCUCCCACUAUCCAAAUCCAGGAGUUUGAGACUGUAGAAGAAAAGAACUUGUACUCUAUAGUCUUGGUCAACCCAGACACUCCAGACUUGAAGACCAACUCCUACUCUACUACCUUGCAAUACGGAUUGGCUAACGUUCCAUUGGACAACGUAGACAACGUCAUAGAUACCAGCAAGCUCUUUAGCCAGGGUGAAAAAUUCACCUUCAAGGACUAUCAGCCCUUGGUGCCUGAGAAGAAUGCCCAAACUCAGAGAGCUUGUUUGUGGGUAUUCAGACAAUCUGAAGAGUUGACUCUUGGUGACAUUGCCAGAGAGAACUUCGACAUUAGAGAUUUUGCCCUGAAGAAUAAUUUAACUGCUGUAGGUGCCCAUAUCUGGAGACAACGCUUCGACAGAAGUGUCAACUAUGUGAGGAACAAGUACGGCUUGGGUGAGGGAAGAGUGUUCCGUAGAGUUCGUGGUACUGCUCCCGUGGUGUAAAUGUAUAUAGCAUAUUGUAAAUAGUCAAUGUAUAAAGUCACUAAAAG